Physella acuta is the source of this 914-nucleotide messenger RNA. RefSeq lists its product as uncharacterized. Lineage: Eukaryota; Metazoa; Mollusca; Gastropoda; Physidae. The record is from RefSeq and is a predicted model, not a curated record.
UUUUAAAUUGUAAAUUGCGAUAAAAACAACUGCAUUCUGGUAGACUAUUAAUCAAUAGGUCAGAGAUAGACAUUAGCCCGACGAGAAAACAAAAAGCCUAACGAGUUUCCCUAGACCAUGGAUCUGUUUUAUGUGACUUUGCUGGUCUUUGCUGGUUUGAUGUGUCUUGGCAACUGUUCUGUCUGCCCUCCGACAAAUCAGGAUAUCGAAAAAUGCUUUACAAACAACCUGAUGAGUUUCCCUGCCAAUUUCGACAUCAAUUCACUAUCUGUAGCUGACAAAGAUUUCUGUGACAACCUUGACAAUUCCACUAACGCCAUCAGUUGUGUCUUACAGUUGGCCAUAGACUGCGCCUCAUCGCAAUCUGUGUCGAUAUCUGAUUAUAUGCCCUCGCCGAGCAAAGCAAGAGACCUGAUAAUCAUGAGCUGUAGAAAUGUCAGCGUCAUCAACCAGAACUGCCUUACCAGCAAAUCUCCAAGUAUAACCACUUGUACUUCUAGUAAGGCCGCAGGUAUUGCCAGGUCUUCUUCAUUUGAUCUUGAUAAAAUUAUGUGCAAGACCUUUGAGGUAGGCAUUGGCUGUGUAAAACCAGCCCUGGAAUCGUGUGGCUGUGCAACCGUCCAGUUACAACAAGACAUAAUGUCCGGACCCUUGUGGCCGUCCAAGUGUCAACGCCCAGACUUUAGAACUGUUCAAUGUGACCCCUAUGACCCCAAGUCAUUUUUAGGCUCGGGUUCUAAGAUGAUCCCAAACACGAUGCUUUUGUUUAUUUUGUUUUGUAUCUUGUUGUUUUAUAAGCAAUAGAUACAGCUUGUAAAUACAUAUUUUAUAUGUCAAUAUUAUUUUUGUUUUUAGUAAUACAAUUACUUAAGUUAAUGGUACAAUCGUAAACCAAUUAAAUAGAUACAUUUUCA